UCUUGUUAAAAAAACACUCCCUGAUAUAGUGCGGAAGUCGCUGAGAGCAGGGAGCACUUGCAACGGGGGAAAAGACACCAGAGCACGGGGGCAGAAUCAGUGUCUCUCUCCUCAAUCUUUCGAUACUCUCGGACUUCCCAGUUUUGCAUCAUCACAGACCCUACAUAUCGUCUAUAGUCAAUCUCGGUACAUUUGGUGGCGCGUUCAAGAACCUAAAUGGAGGGACCGCUCCAUUUCUACCAAUCAGGAAUCGUCUGUACCUCGGAGGGAUCCCUGUACGGGGCUGAAUUCGACGAUGGUCAGCAGGAAUGCGAGCUGGAUCACGUGAAGGAGAGCGCAUGUCCGGAAUCCAUCUUGAAUUUUAUUCUAGACGCAGAUAUGUUACGUAAGACGCAAGAGGACAAGCUGGACGCCAGAUUUCGACUGGGUGUUCCCCCAGAUCCACUUGAUUGGACAGUUGACCACGUGAACUCUUGGGUCACGUGGCUAACCACGACCUUUGACCUGCCGAUCUUCGGAGACUUUCGGGUCAAACUCUACGAUUGUCCGCUGGACGGCCGAACGCUGACCCAAUGGUCAAGCGACGAUUUCUGUAGGCUGUUCGGACCGAAUGGCGACCUGAUACACGAAAACUUCCGAAGGUGGUUGAAUGACUUUCCCGAAAGUCGAGAGAUGCAGGAUGAUUUAUACGGGGUACAGAAAGAUAUAUAUCGACUCGAAGACAUCAAACACAAGCUAAUCAACACGUUAGCAGGAACACAACCUUUGAUGCAAUCUGAUUGGGGUUCGAACAUGAGUAGCCCCGCCCCGCUCUCUCCACCAAUGAGCGACGACUUUGCGUCACAUGACAUCGACAGCAGCCAACCACGAUGCCUCACCAACGAGGUGACGUCAACAACGUUCAAUUGGCUGCCACUCACGGUCAGAGGUUAUCCGAGGAACGAUAGUGACGUCACAGCUUCGUCACUGAUCAUUGAGCCCGACCUAGAGAUGGGCGUGUCCUCCGUGUCACGGCCGAAGAGAAAGAGGGGGCGGCCAAGGAAACCCAAGACACCAAAACAAAAACGAAGCCAGCCAAUCCUGUACAAGUUCAUUCUGGCACACCUGAACAAUCCCAGCAUGCAUCACGUCCUCGAGUGGGUCAAUAAACAAAGUGGCGUCUUCCGUUUCCAUUCGGCGAGGAAAGAUGAUUUUGCCGAGAUGUGGGGGCGCUAUAAGGGGAACAGGGAGCAGAUGACGUAUCAAAACAUGGCGAGGGCUCUACGGAACUACACCAGAGGGAAGACAAAGGUGAUGGAGAGAGUCAAGCGAAAGUUACAUUACAAGUUUUGUCAAGAUUUUAUCUUGUAAUACAUGAAACUCGUUGCAGGCAGCACCAGAGUCCAGAAAAAAAAAUCGGAACCCAGACAAGAGUAGAAAGAAUAUCAUGGCUGUUUUAUAGCCCAAAAUAGCCCAAUCAAGAGGCAACAAGCCCCUUUAAAGGGUGUAUGUAACUUUUGUUGGACAAAAAACACAAUGUCCACAGAUUUACACUAAACUUACCCAGUUUGAAGAUAAUGAUAGUAGAAAGCUUCCCUGAAAAUAUUACGUGCUGAGGUGCUGUAGGUUUUGUUUGGAUACGCAUGCACAUUUAAAUAGUCUGGCUACUUUUCGAAAUUCAUAUCUUCGUCAUAAUCUCGUAGUGCGGUGCCAGAUUUAAUAGCUUGUUUGUACAUUCUCCAGAAGACGAUCAGAGCAUACUGAUCGAAACGUCGAGUUAAUCCAACGGUUCUUUUCAGAACCACCCCAACUCAAUUAGAGAUAGUUAUUACAUGGUGUUACCGCACUCUUCUAUAUAUUGUGCAUUGGUUGCCGGCGACUAUGAAUAUGGAACAUAUUCUAAUACUGUAAAGUCGUUGUCCAAUCAGGGCCCAAGUAAGGUGUUUCCAUCCCAGGGUUUACUAUUGUGAACAUGGU
This is a messenger RNA of Asterias rubens (European starfish), 1956 nucleotides long. RefSeq names its product ETS-related transcription factor Elf-3-like. The record is from RefSeq and is a predicted model, not a curated record. Gene Ontology annotation, cellular component: nucleus. The transcript has 7 exons. Gene Ontology annotation, biological process: regulation of transcription by RNA polymerase II; cell differentiation. The coding region runs from base 217 to 1350 and encodes 377 amino acids. NCBI's taxonomy places the organism in Eukaryota, Metazoa, Echinodermata, Asteroidea, Forcipulatida, Asteriidae. Gene Ontology annotation, molecular function: DNA-binding transcription factor activity, RNA polymerase II-specific; sequence-specific DNA binding.